Messenger RNA from Trichoderma harzianum CBS 226.95, 1488 nucleotides. RefSeq lists its product as hypothetical. Bases 1 to 1488 code for a protein of 495 amino acids. The record is from RefSeq and is a predicted model, not a curated record. Gene Ontology annotation, biological process: regulation of DNA-templated transcription; DNA-templated transcription. Gene Ontology annotation, cellular component: nucleus. NCBI's taxonomy places the organism in Eukaryota, Fungi, Ascomycota, Sordariomycetes, Hypocreales, Hypocreaceae. Gene Ontology annotation, molecular function: zinc ion binding; DNA binding; DNA-binding transcription factor activity, RNA polymerase II-specific. The transcript is spliced from 5 exons.
AUGCAGGCCGUCAACUCUUGCGGUCCAUGCGGACGGGGCAAACGGCGUUGUGACCGUGGUUGGCCGAGCUGCUCUACAUGCACACGACUCAGUCGGCCAUGUGUGUAUGAUAAAGAUACCUUGCGGCCAGUAGAGACUGAAGCCGGCCUCAAAGUACGGGACGCUCUAACAAAGACAGAUGCCAAUUCGUCGAGGUCGUAUUCGCCACAAUCAUCACGGUCCGCGACAGAUGUCUGGAACAGUCCCAGCUUUACUGAUGUCACAUCUGGCGUCGAGCCCUUUCUUCAUGACUCUCUUAGGCGACCUACAGUCGAUGUUAUUGUUCAGAAGCAACUCCUCAAGAUUGUCAAGUCCCGCAGCGAGAUGCACCGGAUAGCAGACUCAUACUUUGCCACCAUUGCUAGACGAAUAUCGAUUGUAUCGGCACAAAGAUUCUACGCAAGGCUACCCAAGAUUGAGUCUCCUAGCUGCGGUGCCGACUUUGCUGCCCUCUGUCUAUGUGUGCAUCUCGUACUGCAACUGCCGCUGUCGCAUGAUAGCAGUAUGCAGUCGUCGCUUUACGUGACGGUAAAGGGCAUCAUCAGUCUGCUGGAGGCCACCUCUUUUCAAUCCGUUGAAGUGAUACAGUGUCGUAUCCUCAUAGCUUUCUAUGAAAUUGGUCACGGCAUCUAUCCGGCUGCAGCCGCAUCUAUAGGAGGUUGCGCUAAGAUGGCGCGCUUUGCCGGCUUCCACCGACAUUCUAUCCUUUCGACAUAUGAUGAAGAAAGAGAGAUUGUAGUGGAAGAAAAGAAGCGAACACUAUGGGCGCUGCAUAAUCUAGACCGCUACUUGAAUCUCUCCAUGGGAGAAAGCAUCUUUACCACGCCAUUCGCCCAAGAAACCGAUCCUCUCCCCAUUGAAGAAGAUUUAUGGGCUAAAAAUAUUGCUCCGAGCUUGGUUACACACAACCUAAACACCCCAGCUGAUGUUAGCAUCGGCUCAUUUGCUCGCGAGUGCCAAAUUUCUCACGUGGUUGGACGUGUGCUGAGAAACGUAUACGAGCCCGUCUCAGAUGAAGCUUUCCAGGCCAAAGAAGCCGCGCAGCUCGAGGCGACCAUGUCUACGUUUAUCCCAUUGCUCCAGAAUGACACAGAAGACUUUGGAAAAUAUUGCAUCUCCUUUGCUAUUUGCAGCAGCGCUAUAUUUACUCUUUAUGGCUGUUCAGCUGAUCAGGAAAGAUAUGGUGUGCGGAUUCAAAACUGUCCUGCUACUCUAGCGGAACAUACAGCCCUCGAAACCACCCGUUAUUGUCGUAAGCUAUUUGAGGAUGAGGAGGCCAUCAACUACAGCUGCCUAUCUCCGUUUGUGCCUUACGCGCUCUAUCAGUCUGCUGUCAUCCAGCUGCAAUUACUCCAGCGCGAUCCAAAUGCCAAAUACGAAGACAAUGUUGAGUUUCUAAAGCAAGUCUUGAGGAACUUUGGUAAAAGAUGGAUGCUAGCAAGUAAGUAA